UGCAUCCUGCUCUGGUCGUCGGCGCCGCUGUGCCUCCUUCACAUGAACCAGCAGAGCCAGCUGGUCCCCAUUGCCAUCCAGCUGCAGCAGAACCCGGGUCCUCAGAACCCGGUCUUCCUGCCCUCUGACCCCGGCUCUGACUGGCUGCUGGCUAAGAUCUGGGUUCGUGCUUCCGACUUCCAGUGUCACCAGCUGGUGUCGCACUACCUGAGGACCCACGUGAUUGGGGAGCUGUGCUGCGUGGCCACGCUGAGGCAGCUGCCCGAUCUACACCCGCUGCACCAGCUGUUGAUGCCACAUGUUAAGACGUCGCUGCAGAUAAACCUUCAGGCCCGAACGUCUCUGCUGGCAGCUGACGGUGUGUUUGAUAAGGCGAUGGGCUCUGGUCUGAAGACGUUACACGUCCUGCUGUCCCGGGCCUCGGCCAAGACCACCUAUCGGUCCCUGUGCAUCCCUGAUGACCUGAAGGACCGUGGCUUGGACAACCUGCCGCAGAGCUACUACGCUCAGGACGCACUGCACAGUUUUGUAGUCAGUUGGGUAAAUGUUUAUUACAGCAGAGACGAUGACGUUCAGUUGGACUCGGAGCUUCAACACUGGAUCACAGAUAUCAACACACACAGCUUCACGCACAACUCAGGUUUCCCUCAGUCCUUCAACACCAAAGCUGAAGUGUCCAAGUUUGUCACGAUGAUCAUUUUUUCGUGUUCAGCUCUGCACUCUGCUGUUAACUUCUCUCAGCUGGACUUCGCUCUCUGGAUGCCCAACUGCCCGGUGGCCAUGUUGCGUCCUCCUCCGCAGGUCAAAGGCGGCGUGACAGAGGACGACAUCCUGUCCUUCCUGCCCGACGUCAACUCUACGUGUCGCGUAGCAGGAGACAACUGAUGGCUGCAGUAAAUUUGGUGACACUACAGUGUAUAAAAGUUAAGUAAUUGAAUAUUUGUGUAGUGCCUCUCUUCGCUGUUGCAGCGGUUUUGCU
This is a messenger RNA of Amphiprion ocellaris (clown anemonefish), 979 nucleotides long. RefSeq names its product hydroperoxide isomerase ALOXE3-like. Gene Ontology annotation, biological process: lipid oxidation; linoleic acid metabolic process. The transcript has 7 exons. The annotation marks the transcript as partial. Gene Ontology annotation, molecular function: metal ion binding; oxidoreductase activity, acting on single donors with incorporation of molecular oxygen, incorporation of two atoms of oxygen. The record is from RefSeq and is a predicted model, not a curated record. NCBI's taxonomy places the organism in Eukaryota, Metazoa, Chordata, Actinopteri, Pomacentridae.